CCCGCCGAUGCGCGCGGCCGCCCGCGCCGGGGCUCCCAGGCCGCGCCGGGCCCGGGGCUGAGGGACCCCGCGCGGCAUGCCCGGCCCGGCCUGCCUUCCGCCGCCGCCGCCCAGGGCCCGAGCCCGCGCGGCCCGCACCGAGCCCGGCGGCGCCGCGUAGCGCAGCGGGAGCGCGGGAGCCCGACGGCGCGGCCGCAAGGUCACCGCGCACCAUGGAGGCCAAGGUCCGCCAGAGCCGGCGCUCGCGCGCGCAGCGGGAUCGCGGCCGCCGUCGGGAGGCGGCCCGCGACGCCCGCGACCGGAGCGCGUCGUCGGGCGACGAGACCGAGCCCGGGCCCGGGAAGGAGAACGCGGGCCUGCCCCGCGCGCCCGCGCCCCGCGCCGCCGCCGCGCGCCCCCCGCGCCGCCGCCGCCGCGAGUCCAGCUCGCAGGAGGAGGAGGUCAUCGACGGCUUCGCCAUCGCCAGCUUCAGCACGCUCGAGGCCUUGGAGAAGGACAUGGCCCUGAAGCCACAUGAGCGGAAGGAGAAAUGGGAACGUCGCCUUGCCAAGAAGCCCCGCGAGUCAGAGAACUGCCCAUCCGCAGAACCAAGUGAGAAUGGGCGUCCCCUGGAGAUCGUCAGUCCCGAGCAGGACCUGGAGCCUGCCUGCGACCGGGGGAAGAAGAAGGUCCCACUGCAGCCCACCAAGCAGAUGAAGGUCACCGCGUCCAGAGGGGGCGACCGCCACAGUGGGGAUGACAGCCUCCACGAAGCCACCAGCUCCCGGACAAGCAGCUCUCGGGACCAGCUCAGUGACAGCUCUACGCAGGCCGUCUCGGGCAGAGGCUACUCGUGUGACAGCGAGAGCGAAGGGGACGACAAGCCAGGCUGGGUUCCAGGGCUUCCUCCCAGCCCAUCAGGAAGCAGGUGCAGCUCCGAGGGGUGCAGUGCCCGCUCAUCCAGAGCCGCCAGCCUUCCUGUCCUCCCCCACCCCAGUCCAACUGACCUGCCGUGGGGCCAGCCCCCUCCCAGGAGCCUCUGCCCUCUGCAGCUCCCCACCACCUUUCUCCAGGGAUACAGCCAGGCAUCUGUGGGCUCCGAGAAGCUCUUUGCCCCAGCAGCCGAUAAAGGCCCCACGCUGGGCGAGGAGGCCGAGGCCAAGGCCGGGGCGCCGCCCAAAGUCUCGGGCCUGGAGCGCAGCCGCGAGUUGAGCGCCGAGCCGCCCUUCCUGCCCACGGUGCGCAGCCCCGCGCCCCCCGCCGAUCCCGCGCCAGGCGCCCCGGCCAGCCCGCCGGUCAAGAAGGAAGCCCCCGCCCUGCCCCGCCUCACCCCGCAGCCGCCGCCCGCGCCCCCACAGCCCCGCGCCCCGCUCCCGACGCACGUGCCUCUGCCCCUGGGCGCCUUCGCGGGCCAAGGCCAGGCUGCGCACAACGGCCUGCACAGCCUCAGCAGGAGCAGCGGCGCCGGGAGCAGCGCCAGCCUCGGGCUCGCGAAGCACGCGUCCCUGUCGCCUCUCGGGCCGGGCCCCCACCUGUCUACCUCACACUUGGCGCUCCGCUCGCAGGCCCAGCACCAGCACCACGCGGCGGCCAUGUUCGCCGCCCCCCCGACACUGCCCCCGCCCCCGGCGCUGCCGGCCAACAGCCUGGUCAUCCCAGGACACCCUGCCGAUGCCAGCCUGUUGAUCUCAUUCAGCCAGCCAAUCAUGUAUUGCCAGCCUCAUUCGGGGAUUCUGAUUGAUCACGAGCUGCUCAGGCAAGAGCUGAACGCGCGUUUUCUGGUCCAGAGCGCUGAGCGGCCCGGCGCCCCCCUGGGCCCGGGGGCUCUGCUGCGGGCGGAGUUCCACCAGCACCAACACACACACCAGCACACACACCAGCACCAACACACAUUUGCCCCCUUCCCCGCGGGGCUGCCCCCGACGCCGCUCCUGCCGCCCGCCGCACCCCCGCCGUUUGAUAAGUACGCACCCAAGCUGGACAGCCCCUACUUCCGACAUUCCAACUUUUUCCCGUCCUUCUCUUCUGCCAUCCCCGGACUGCCCACCCUGCUCCCACACCCAGGCCCCUUUGGGUCCCUACAGGGUGCUUUUCAGCCCAAGACUUCAAACCCAAUCGAGGUAACAGGCCGGGCCAGUGCUGUUCACACUCUCCUCCAGAAAGGCCCCGGGGUGUCCGACCCAUACCGGACCACGGUCAGGAAACCUGGGAAGUGGUGUGCCGUGCACGUGCAGAUCGCCUGGCAGAUCUACCACCAUCAGCAGAAGAUAAAGCAGAUGCAGCUGGACCCCCACAAGCUGGAGGUGGGCGCCAAGCUGGACUUGUCCAGCAGACCCCCUGCCCCGGGCGUGUUUGCCGGAUUCCACUACCCGCAGGACCUGGCCCGGCCCCUCUUCUCUGGCUCGGGUGCUGCCCAUCCCACCACCAACCCAUUUGGACCCUCAGCCCAUCCCAGCAGCUUCCUGACCACCGGUCACCUGACAGAUCCUUUCAGCAGGCCGGGCACCUUCGGGGGCCUGGGGAGCCUGGGCAGCAGCGCCUUCGGAGGCCUGGGGAGCCACGCACUGACUCAGGGCAGCGGCAUCUUUGCCCCCAAGGAGAGCUCUGUGCUGCAUGGCCUGCCCAGCCCCCACGAGGCCUGGAACCGACUGCACCGGGCACCACCCUCCUUUCCCACACCACCCCCAUGGCCUAAGCCCGUGGACCCCGAUCGGGUCUCAGCCCUGACCAACCACGACCGAGAGCCGGACAAGGGCAGGGAGGAGAGGCUGAGUGAGGGUGUCUGUCUUGUCGCUCCCAGGGACCUCCUGGAGAAGACGCGCCUGCUGAGCCGGGCCUCGCCCGCAGCCCCCGUGGGCCACCCAGCCAGCAGCCUCCUCCUGCGCGGCCAGAGCGAACCGUGCGGGCCCGGGGUCCCUGCUGAGCGCGAGGCCGAGCCCCGCGUCAAGGAGAGCCGCUCUCCGGCCAAGGAGGACGGCGCCAAGCUGGCCGCGCGCCCGCCAUCUCCCUACAGCAAGGCGGUUCUGGGCGACAGCCUCCGCCUGGCGGGCCUCCUGGGCCGAGAGCCGGGGAAGCCGCCCGAGGCGCCGGCCGAGCGGCCCCAGGGCGACGUCAAGGUCAAGGAGGAGCGCAGGGAAGACAGCGACGCGCCCGAGCCCCCAGGGGCCGGCCUGCACCCGGCGCCCGAGCGUCCGCGCGCGCCCCCUGCGCCCCUGCAGCUCGGGCCCAGCCCGGCGGCCCGCGAGCGCCUGGGCUUCACGUGGGAGCCCCUGCGCGACGCCUACCGCGGCCUGGAGCUGCCCCGGCGCGCCCUGCCCGCCGCCGCCCCCGCCCCGGGCCCCGCCGCCCUCUUCGAGCCCCCCGAGCGCCCCUACCGCGACCGCGAGCCGCACGACUACAGCCCAGAGCGCCUACGGGAGGCGCGCCGCGAGGAGCUGGAGCGCGCGCGGGCCGCGCACCUGGGCGCCGCCGCGCACCUGCCCGCCGCCGCGCACCUGGACGGCGCCGCGCUCCUGCCCGCGCUGGGCGCCCUGCACUACCCGCGCCUCGGGCCCGCCGCCGCCGCGCUGCACAACGGGCUCCUGGCGCGGACCCCGCCCGCCGCCGCCGCCGCCGCGCUGGGCGCGCCGCCCCCGCUGGUGGCCGCGGGCGGGCCCCCCACGCCGCCCGGGCCGCGGCCGCGGAGCAGGACUACGCCGCUCGGGGGCCAUGGGCCCGAGGCGCGCGACUACUCCCCGUCCCGCAACCCCCAGGAGGUGGAGGCGCGGUAGUCCCCGCGGGACCCGCACCCAGCGUGCAGAGGCCCUUCCACAAAUGCACUGCUGUAAACUUUUCUACGUGGACGUUUCUAGAACCUAAGCACAGCGCCGUCAGUCCUGGGGUGACGCUUGCUUAACACCCGAAGUCGGCACAGUCGGGGAGCUUCAUCCACAGCUUUGCUGGGGGUGAUCUUUUGUUUUCUGAGCUUGAAAUUAGGCUACUGGAGGAGAAUUCAAGUUUGUACAUCUUUUCCCACAGGUGAGAAGCGUUUUUAAUAGAUUUGUAUUUUUUUCAAUUUUGUGCUCUUUAGACAUUUAAAAAGAAAAGAGAAACUUUUGCUUUUUUAUCUUCAGUUCAGAUUUGCAAUGUAAAGGCCUCAGAUCCCUCUCUGGAGCCCCAGGAUCUUUUGUCUUAUUUAUGGAGAAAAAACGGUCAUUUUGUCCAGCGCACUGUGAGGCCCCCACUCAGGGCCCGCCUGGCCCUCCCUUGGUACUUGGAACCGAAGUUACAGAUAUAUAUUAAAAUAAUAAUUAAUAAUAAUGUACAAAACUUUUUUUGCUUUAUUAUGCAGAAGCAUAAGAGGAUUUCUUUUUUGGUUUGUUUUUAAAGAAAAAACAAAUAUGUAAAUAGUCUGUUAAUAUAAAUAUAUGAUGUUAUUAAAUUCUUAACCUAGGUAGACUUUAUAAAAGGCAGUUUCUAGAAACCUCUCUGGUUAUUUGUUUAACAUGGUCACAAAAAACCCACUUGCUGUCAAUUGGACACGCUCAGAAGCUUAACUGCAGCAGAUCCUUCACUAUGCAAGCGCUCAGAGGUGGGACUGGGCCGCUGUCUGGGGAGGGCCCUUCCCCCAGCCUCGCAGCGAGCUGGGCCCCGCCCUCCUCGGGACUGGCCGGGACUGGCCGGCUCUGGCCGCAAGGACACUGCUGUGGACCCUAGUGCUCACUUGAGCAGCGUUCUCAGAAUCCAUACCAGACAAGUAGAUUUUUAGGAGUGAAGAGUCUAAAGGUUCAUUGCAAUCAGAAAUAGUAACUUCUGUCCACUUUCCCUUCCAUGCAAAGGCCAUCGGCAAAUGUCCCUCAGUGCGCUCCUCCACCUACGGAGGCCUUGGCAUGAUCUCCUUUUGGUUUCGGUUUUGCUUUCAUAACCACCCGAACAUCCCCUUGUCCUGUCCUCAGCGUCCUUCUCUGUUCCCUGACGUCCCCACCUGUGUCCACUGCACUCUUGAGCCUUGUUGGUUCGACCGUCGGCAGCCAUCUGCUCUGUUCUGUAUUUUCAACCCGUGUUUCCACUGUGGACUCUGGUUGUUUUAAACACUGAGUUCUCGUGUCAAUCAAUGAAGAUAAAUACAGCCUUGAUUUUGGAUCACAA
This is a messenger RNA of Mirounga angustirostris (Northern elephant seal), 5106 nucleotides long. RefSeq names its product fibrosin like 1 (gene FBRSL1). Bases 213 to 3749 code for a protein of 1178 amino acids. The transcript has 21 exons. The record is from RefSeq and is a predicted model, not a curated record. NCBI's taxonomy places the organism in Eukaryota, Metazoa, Chordata, Mammalia, Carnivora, Phocidae.